UGUUUUUUACUUUGCUUUGUGCAGAGCUGAGCAAGAGCUGAGUGUGUUGUGUACAUUUUCCAUAAAUGGAAUGAAAAAGCUAGUGUAAUUCUGUAAACUUGUACCAAUACGCAUAUUAUAGUCUACUUACAUUUGUUCAAUAAUUCCGCGUUGUAAUCAUGACAAGUGCUGAUAGAAUAGAUUUUGAAAUGGAGGUAGAAGUGGAGAGUGCUUCAUCAGGGCCGGCUGUGGAUCCUACAAAUCCUACUUCUCCAGCACCACCGAACCCUAGUGGAAAUAAAAGUGUAGUAGUAACUACCGCUACGUCUGGGUCCGUCACUGUAUCUCUUCAUCCUUUAGUUAUUAUGAAUGUUUCUGAACAUUGGACCAGGCUCAGAGCUCAAGAAGGAUCACCUCAGACGGUCAUUGGUGCACUCAUUGGCAAACAAAAAGGCAGAAAUAUUGAAGUGAUGAAUUCCUUUGAACUAGUGUUUAGUGUGAUUGAUAAUGACAUUAUUAUAGAUAGAGAUUACUACAACAUGAAAGAAGAACAGUUCAAACAAGUAUUCUCUGACAUGGAUUUCUUGGGAUGGUACACCACAGGGGAUACUCCCACAGAAAGAGACAUAGCGGUACAUAGACAGAUCUGUGACAUCAACGAGUGCCCCGUCAUGCUCAUGCUUAACCCGGCGGGGAGGAAUGGAGAUCAACUGCCUGUAGUACUGUAUGAGUCAGUUAUAGAUGUAGUCAAUGGACGAGCUACAAUGUUGCUGGCGCCACUCACAUACACGCUCGCGGCCGAGGAAGCGGAGAGAAUUGGUGUUGACCAUGUCGCCAGGGUGUCUUCUGGCGAAGCAGCUCUCAAUAGUUUAGUGGCAGAGCACCUGACGGCGCAGCGCUCCGCCAUCAAGAUGCUGGUGUCUCGAGUCCGCGCCGUGCUGGCGACUGUACGCGCCAUCCGCGACGGCAACCUGCCUCCUCGCCCCGCGCUGCUCAGGGAAGCGCGGGCGCUCUCCAACCGACUGCCGCUGCUAACGUCACAGCAGUUCCGGACGCACUUCUACAAUCAAUGCAACGAUGUUGCUCUGAUGACGUAUCUGGGCACUAUAACCAAGGGCUGCAACGGGAUUAACCAGCUAGUGAACAGGUUCAAUGUCCUUUACGACAGGCAAGGCAUGGGCCGCCGGAUGCGCGGACUUUUCUUUUAAUUUUUACUGGCCAUUAUUUUUGCCAGCUACUGCUUACGCCGUAGACAAAGUUGCUGACAAAAUAUAAUCACGAUUAAUAGUUAAAAAUUGUGUGUUAAAUCACAUUUUGCACAACUAUGAUAUUAAACUACAAAAUAAAGUGAGAUUUUUUGUGAAUAGCUUUAAAACAUUCUGCGCGGUAUAAAAAGGGCCGUAGUUUUUGCCCAACUCUGGGCUAAAUAAUUUUGGUUUGUAUUAUAGCAAGAUUAAAGUACUGUUACAAAAUUAAAGUCAUUUUUAUAUCAAGUCUACAUUGAACCAUUCAUUGUAGAUGAAACUUUCAUUUUGUUCAUGCAAAUAAAAUACAAAAAUUAAAAUAUUUUUGUAUUUUACAUGACAGAAUAUCGUAACAAUUGAAUAUGAUUUAUGCUCAUGAAACAUUAUUAGCUAUUAUAAGAUUCAAUUCGGUAUCUUUAUGAAAUUGAGUGUUGCCUGUCAUGUUGUCUAUAACUACCGUAAACUUCAGAAAUGAUUCUGAAAUGGGAAUACAAUAAAUAAAAAUAAGUUUUAUGAGA
Plodia interpunctella (Indianmeal moth) is the source of this 1741-nucleotide messenger RNA. It is a transcript of the gene CSN6, whose product is annotated as COP9 signalosome subunit 6. Gene Ontology annotation, cellular component: COP9 signalosome. The record is from RefSeq and is a predicted model, not a curated record. Gene Ontology annotation, molecular function: metallopeptidase activity; protein binding. NCBI's taxonomy places the organism in Eukaryota, Metazoa, Arthropoda, Insecta, Lepidoptera, Pyralidae. The coding region runs from base 159 to 1187 and encodes 342 amino acids. The transcript is spliced from 6 exons. Gene Ontology annotation, biological process: protein deneddylation.